AUGGCAGACAUAUCGUCAAAUGCCAAAGUACCCAAACCACGCACCAAGACUUUCACUGGAUGUUGGACUUGUCGAGACCGUCGAGUGAAGUGCGACGAGGAAUACCCUUACUGUCAGCGGUGCCAGCAACACGGUUGGACAUGCAAAGGGUAUGAUUUGCGCCUAGGAUGGUCUCGAACCCCCGGGGGCCGCUCUCAUCGGCGCAAAUUGCGGCCCCCAGCACCAGAUAUGGACCAUGGGUUGUCAUCUGCUGCCGUGACAGCACUGCUGGUUGAGUUGGAUGGGUGUUCGGGGCACGGCUGUGCCCAACAACGAGGUCCAUUCUCAGUGUUCUCGGCUUUUUCAAGGCCUGAGACUCAAGAUACGCGCUGUGUUGAUUUACUCAACUUGGAAGAUGCCCUUCCAACCCAACAUGCGGAAGAUACACAGCAUAACUCAUCAGACUUCGUUAACUCGCCAGUUGGCGACACAGAUGGUGAGCUGGCUUCACCGAGACCAACGUGGGAUAUAUUGUCAUCGACCACCGCACCAUCCCCGCCUGAAAUUCACGAGGAAUCUUGCACAGCAUUGUCAAAGCCUUAUUAUCGGGCCAGUGACAUCUCUAUCAACGCAAUAUCCCAUGUGAUUCACCACAAAAAUCCCAAACAUCGGCUGUCAGAACCGGGCGACUACGGCAAACCUGUAUUAAAUACUCACAGCAAUGAGACCACCCUCUGGGAUUCCAUGAGUCCAUUGACUCUUCCAAGAGUAGAGACAGAGUUAGUCCACUACUGGGUUGUUUUUCUCAGCGGGAACAUGCUCCUAAUCGACACCCCGGACAAUCCCUGCCGGACAGUGUUCCUACCUCUAGCUCUGAAAGGCCUUGAUGCCUCCCCAGCAGAGUCGAACAUCCAUCUCUCAAUAUUCCACGCCAUUUGUGCCUGUUCCGCCUUCAGUAUUUCUCACCUUCGCCAUGAUUCGCGGUACCAUUCCAUUGCCGUCCACCAUGACCAGCUGGCUCUGCGUCAUUUGCGAGGAAGCUUGCAUCGGGAUCGCUGCUUAGAUGAGCCCACGCUAACUGCUGUCCUCGCUUGCAUUACAGCUGAAGGUAUGUCUGGUCGCCGCAGCCGAUGGAGAGCACACGUCGCUGGAUGCCUUGGUCUCCUAGAGAACGAAGUCCAUGGCGACUGGAUCCAAAGUCCGACUGCUAUUAGAAUGAUCCAAAGUUACUUGGCUCUUUCGUCCCUAUGCAGCCUUCCUGUACCCAAACGGCUCAUGUCGCUCCUCAAUGGCCCCUCCGAUUCCCAUCACUACCUAGAACAAUCGCAUGGAAUUACAACACCACUGGUCCAAUUUCUCGCUCAAAUCACCACAAUUGUUGAGUCUCGGACACAUAUGCCCAUAGGAGAGCUAGACCGGCUCGAACUUGAGCUCUACUUGAACUUUCCAACCCCGUCAAACCCAGACGCCCCGGGUUCGAUCAUUGUCCAGCACGCUCUGAACUCAUUUUACUACGCGACGAUUGUAUACUUCCGCCGUACUUUGCGUGGCGCAAGAUUGAGCGACGUACAGGAUCUGGUUGAGAAAGCAAUCCACGAGCUGGAAUCUGUCGAUGCACUCACGCGUGAGAAGGGGGGCCAUUCGUAUAACUGGGCAGGUUUUGUGAUUGCGGCUGACUGCGAGAGGCCUGAUCUGCAAAAUCGCAUGUUGGCAUUCUUUGGCCGCAAAAGUCGCCACGGGAUCCCGAAUAUCAAUGUGUUAUUUGAAAUCGUUCAAGCUCUGUGGAACCGGCGGGCAGCAGCUGGAUCGCACGUGGACAUACAGUGGCAGGAUAUUGCAAGGGAAGCUGAUUUUGACAUUAUGCUUGUUUGA
Messenger RNA from Penicillium concentricum, 1851 nucleotides. RefSeq names its product Zn(II)2Cys6 transcription factor. Gene Ontology annotation, molecular function: transcription cis-regulatory region binding; zinc ion binding; DNA-binding transcription factor activity, RNA polymerase II-specific. The record is from RefSeq and is a predicted model, not a curated record. Gene Ontology annotation, biological process: positive regulation of transcription by RNA polymerase II. NCBI's taxonomy places the organism in Eukaryota, Fungi, Ascomycota, Eurotiomycetes, Eurotiales, Aspergillaceae. Gene Ontology annotation, cellular component: nucleus. The coding region runs from base 1 to 1851 and encodes 616 amino acids. The transcript has a single exon.